UAGUUGACAACAGCAAUUGUGGGGCAGUGAGUGCAACUAGCCGACACUACACAGCAGUGAAGUGAACAGAAGACAGCGGGUAAACAUUUAGCUUAGCAAAUAUAUGUGGUCUAAUGUGUCGUGCAUAACCAAGGCUAGGUGUUCACAGGAGUAACCACAGCAUGCACUCUGGAUGCUUCAUGUCAUUUUAUUACAGCCAAGUACACUGUAUAUGACAAAGAUUUGAAGGCAGAUGUGGAUUGACUGAAACUUUGUAAUCAAUUUCCCAGUACAUCCAUGUGUAUAAUUUUCUUCAAGUUUGACCCCCGGCCAGCAUCCAAAAAUGCCUACAGGCUAAUUUUGGCUGCAAAUAGAGAUGAGGUCUACAACAGACCGUCCAAAGCUGCAGACUUCUGGGGGACCAACAGUGAGAUUCUCAGCGGCCUGGACCUGGAAUGUGGCAGGGAAGGAGGGUCAUGGCUGGGGAUCAGCAAGCGGGGCAAGCUGGCUGCAAUCACCAACUACAUGGAAGGACGACUCAACCCUGAUGCACCAGGAAGAGGAUUUCUAGUGUCCAACUACCUUACGGACAAAGAUCUGGACAGCUACGCUUACCUAAAGAAGGUGUCGACAGAAAGCCACCUGUACAACGGCUUCAACCUCAUCACAGCAGAGUUCAAAGCCAAACAAGACAUUGUGUGUUACUAUGGAAACAGAGGCAGCCCUGAACCCAUCCAUCUAAAACCAGCAGGAAUCUAUGGCUUGAGUAAUUCGUUGCUGGACACUCCGUGGAAGAAACUGCUUCAAGGCAAGCGCCACUUCACCAGCAUUGUCAACAAUCAGUCCCUGUCCUGCGAUGGACUGGUGCAAGAGCUGCUCACCGUUCUCAAUAAUGAGGAACUGAAUGCACCUGAUCCAGCUCAGGAGAACCAGGGUAACUAUCUCAGCAAGCCCAUGAUCCAGGCUCAGUCAGCGGUGUGUGUUCGCACCCCUGAUUAUGGCACAAGGACCAAUACAGUUAUCCUGAUAGACGCAGAAGGUAAUGUGACCUUCACAGAGCGCAACAUGUCAAACUGUGGCAGCACGAGCAAGUGGAGCACCAGUUCUUUCCAGUUCAAACUGCAAGUGUGAAGACAUGAUGGAGGAAACCAACUCUGUGCCUUUCUGCAUCACCUUUCCUCCGAUCACCCCCUCUUCCUCCUCCUCUUCUUCUCCUCCUCAGCUGCAUUCCUCGCAGCUAUGUGAACAUGAAGACUCGUCUGCACUUUUUCUUCACCUAGUCUCAACUAGCUGCCUCAUAAACAUCAGCGAUAUGUAUUUCUACUUCUUGAUUUAAGUUAUAAUGAUGCAUAUUUCGAAAGUGUGUGCUAAUUUAAAAGACUGCCAAAGAACAUUUAUAAUUUUGUAGAGGAAACGUUUGUCACCUACAUUCAAUUUCACAGAAGAGCAGGGUUGGGUUGCCUCCUCCAUUACAGACUGCUAGCUUUAAAAUGCAAUUAAUGCUUUGGUGCACAAAAAUUAUUUUCACGCAGUCGAAUUUAUUCUCGUUCACUUCGGGGUGAAUAUACAUUUGAUGCACAAUUUUGCAGCCUGCAUUUUGAAAUGAUAACCUAUUUUACACAAUGGGAAGUGAUUGGGUCACCAGUACUUUCUAGAGAAUGUAUCAUCUGAUUAAGCUUCAAAGUAAUUGUCAUGGAUUAGAGUUACCAGCUGAUUGUUAAUUUUAUGACUGUAACGCUGUUACAGGUAAUCAAUUAGUAAGGCCCCAACCAUGCACAACAGUAGCUUCCGUGUAUAUUACAGCAGAUAGUAACAGUUUCAGGCACUGGAUCUCUGACCACUAUCAUGGUAGAAUAAUGCAUUUUACAACUCCUUGACAAUAAAAACAGUUCAUCCAAACACUCA
Messenger RNA from Plectropomus leopardus (leopard coralgrouper), 1884 nucleotides. It is a transcript of the gene tango2, whose product is annotated as transport and golgi organization 2 homolog (Drosophila). Lineage: Eukaryota; Metazoa; Chordata; Actinopteri; Perciformes; Serranidae. The record is from RefSeq and is a predicted model, not a curated record. Gene Ontology annotation, biological process: Golgi organization; protein secretion. Gene Ontology annotation, cellular component: Golgi apparatus.